Messenger RNA from Nicotiana attenuata, 1473 nucleotides. RefSeq names its product phospholipase A1-Igamma2, chloroplastic-like. The annotation marks the transcript as partial. NCBI's taxonomy places the organism in Eukaryota, Viridiplantae, Streptophyta, Magnoliopsida, Solanales, Solanaceae. Gene Ontology annotation, biological process: lipid metabolic process. The record is from RefSeq and is a predicted model, not a curated record. The transcript has 3 exons. Gene Ontology annotation, molecular function: glycerophospholipase activity.
CUUCAUCUUUCUCUUCAAUGAUGAAAUGUGAAGAAUAUAUAUCAUUAUAUUACCCCUGACCCUUAUCAUUGAUCUCAACUAUCCUGUUUCAUCUUCCAAAAAAGAAAAAGCUUUAACAUUUCAAUGGCUUCUCUUACUAACUCAAUUCUUACAUUCCAAACAAGUACACCCCAUCAGCAUGAAGGUACUAGUUUUAGACCCGAUUCAUUGCUUUUUUCUACUUUUUUUCCUAGCCAAAAGUUUCCAAAUAUAGUAAAAUUGUCAACAAGAACACCAGCCUCCUUGUCGUCUAAAAGUAGCCGAUCUCUUACAUCUAUCAUCAAUGAGCUCGAAAAGGAAAGGGACAAUAAUAUAGUGGAUGAAUUAGAAGAAGGUGAAAGUACAAGUACUACGAUAAUAAAGAUUCAAGAACCAGAAGUAGCAGAUCAUUGGCUAGAAAUUCUUGGCAAAGAUGAUUGGGUAGGCAUGCUUGAUCCACUAGAUCCACUUUUACGAAAUGAGUUAAUUCGAUAUGGAGAAAUGGCUCAAGCUUGUUAUGAUGCUUUUGAUUUCGAUCCAUAUUCUAAGUACUGUGGGAGCUGCAAAUUUCCACGGCACAAAUUCUUUGAUGGUCUAGACAUGGCCGACUAUGGCUACGAUAUCACACGUUACCUAUAUGCAACUUCAAAUAUUAACUUGCCAAAUUUCUUCAAACAAUCGCGUUGGCCUAAGGUAUGGAGUAAAAACGCAAAUUGGAUUGGUUAUGUUGCUGUUUCAAAUGACGAAACCUCGAAACGCUUGGGCCGCCGUGACGUAACGAUUUCAUGGAGAGGGACUGUGACUCGUUUGGAGUGGAUUGCUGAUUUAAUGGACUUUCUCCGUCCGAUUUCUUCAGACAAAAUACCUUGCCCUGAUCCUAAUGUCAAGGUCGAAUCUGGGUUUCUUGAUCUCUACACUGACAAAGACGAGAAUUGCAGGUACUGCAAGUUCUCAGCAAGAGAACAGAUACUAACGGAGGUGAAAAGAUUAGUAGAAAAGUACCCAAAUGAGGAAAUGAGCAUAACAGUGACUGGACACAGUUUAGGCAGUGCUUUGGCAAUAUUGAGUGCGUAUGAUAUUGUGGAAACGGGAGUAAAUGUAAGGGCAAAUACUAGGGCUGUGCCUAUUGGUGUAUUUUCCUUUGCAGGGCCAAGAGUAGGAAAUACAAGGUUUAAAGAAAGACUUGAAAUGUUGGGUGUCAAAGUUCUGAGAGUUGUGAAUGUUCAUGAUAUUGUUCCAAAGUCCCCUGGGUUAGUGUUUAAUGAGCAUUCUCCGUCUAUGGUUAUGAAGAUCUGUGAAGGGUUGCCAUGGAGUUAUUCGCAUGUUGGAGUAGAAUUGGCUUUAGAUCACAAGAAUUCGCCUUUCUUGAAACCAACUAAUGAUCUUGUUUGUGCUCAUAAUUUGGAGGCUCAUUUACACUUGCUUGACGGGUUAGUCUUUCUUCUUUUUUUUUUU